AGUCCGCGGGCGAACGGGUGAGAAGGGAGACCCGCAGCCGCAGCAGCCUGGCCCUACCUGUCCUCCAUUUCUGAUACGAACUGGAGGUGUGGUAGAGGCUGACAAGACGUUAUUGUUGUUGCGAUCAGGUGCAAUGGAGGCGGCGGUGCUGAAUCCCGCGAUAAUGACGGAGGUGGAUUGCAACAGCAACACCCUGAACGCCGAGCUGGAGGUGAAGAAGCUGCAGGAGCUGGUGCGGAAACUGGAGCGGCAGAACGAGCAGCUGCGGACCCGGGCUGUGCUGCCUCCAAACACAGCGUGCGUCCUCGGAAGCGCCGGUGGAUACUGUCUACCCAGCCCGCUGCCCACCCUGCUGUGCCAGUCGUCCUUGGGGUCAUUCGCGUCCCCGGAGGAGCCCUUCGAUUAUUUCCAUCCGCACACCGCCGGGGAUGGAGCAGCUGCCGCGGGGGAGGCGGAGGACGGAUCCGACCCGUCGGUUCUGGAUGAGCUGGAGCUUUUGGACUUGGAUUCUCUGUGCAGCCCCGAUGAGUCUGAUGAAACAUGGUUGUAUGUGUCAUCAAAGGCCACGGAGUUUGCAGAUAACUCCCUCACACCUCUACAGUGGUGCCGGCAGGUUCUGGACUGUCCCAAAUCAGAGGUGGAGGUCGCCAGGCGAUCGCUGUCCCUCCGGCUGGAACAAGUGUCCAGGUGGCGUAGCUCCCUGUCGAACCCGUCCCCCUCCUCCUCCCCCGGCCCCCCUGUGAGUCGAGUGGCCGGAGCGUCUCCCAUCGGUGCUGCCCCUUCAGCCAAACCCUGUUCCACUGCCCAGUCGUCCGAAAGACACGCUCCAUCCCUCUCUUCCCCACUCCACCCAGUCCUCCAUCGGACGCUGAGUCCCGUAGGGAAGGAGCUCUCCCCCGUAGCUGAGAGGGCUCCCACCUUCCUCCCUCACCCAACCAACCGAAGCCGCAGCCUCAGGCGCUCAGCCUUCAGUCCGCAGUCAUCCAUGGACAGCGACCUUGGUGCUUCAGAGGCAGAGGACGACUCCAUCACUCUGGGAUACAAACUGCAAGACCUCACAGACGUCCAGGUCAUGGCCCGGCUGCAGGAGGAGAGUCUGAGGCAGGACUACGCCAGCACAUCAUCCAUCCUGGCCAACCGCCGCAGCCAAAGCUUCACCUUCCAGCUCAGCCAGCUCAGUGCCGGCCCCGACCUGGAGGAGGAAGACGAGGAGGACGACGAAGACUACGGCCUCCUGCCCCCACCGCAGCCACGCCUCACCCGCCUGCCGCACUCCCACACUUUCUCCAGCAUCCGAGACUGGCGAAGAAGCACCAGUUCCCUGUCCACCCCUCCUUCCACCCCCUCCACCCCUCCAUACCCUUCCGCUGGGUUCGCCUUUCAACCUCAGCCCCAAGCUCAGCCACAGGGACUGGAACUGGGCAGCUUCCACACGUUCGAGCAUCAGGGCUUCAGACCAGGAUCAGCCGGAUGUGAGAAUAAGCUGCGGAGGAGCAUGCCUAACCUUGACAGAGCUCCCAGCAUGCCGAGCGUGCCCAUCAUUCCGACCAAUCCCAGUGCUUCCCCGUCUUUGCUUCGUAACAGCCAGAGUUUUGAUUCGUCCAGCGGGCUUGCUCGCCUGCAGUCGUCCAGCCCCUCCCCAGGUCAACUCCAAAACAGGGUCCAGAGCGUUGGAAAUUUCUCCUCCUUGUCGCGGCAACCGCUGAAGGCUACCGCCUACGUCAGUCCCACCAUCAAGGACUCGGCUUCAUUGCCGACCUCUACCAGCCUCCAGUCCCCGAACAGUAACAGCGGUGUCAGCAGCUCGGCAAACCGGUGUCCACAGCUCGGCAAACCAGCCAGCGGAGCAGGGACGCACACUUCCACUCCGAGCACUCCCCGCAGCAGCCUGCCCCGUCCCGCCUCUUUUGUGGCCAACACAAGCUCCACCCCCUGCAACAAGGUGGCCCAACCUGCACGAAGUUUACUCACACCUCCAAAGAGCUUGUCCACCCUCAGUGCCCUUCGUGACAUCACCUGGAGAGACGGCUGCUACUGAGCAACGGACACACCGGUGCAGUACAACCCCGCUGGCUGGGGUAACUCACGACACCUCAACACCACCAAUUAUUUCACGGGGACACUGAAUGGGCUCUUUGACUAUUGAUGAAAGGAGUCUCAUGCUACGCUAUUUAUUCUUAAAUUUAUUUUGAAAAUUUUUAACUCAUCAGGUCGGGCAAUAAGUGCCAGUGAUGCUGCUAAAAUGGAAUUAGUCCCUCUUUCACUUUGGUCUCAUUUGGUGCAAUUUUUACAAGCGAGACAUUAAAGUAUGUAUUCCUGUACAAAGAUAACUAUCGAGUGUUUUUAAACGUGCAUCUUCACCAAAAUGAAAAUGCCUGAAUGUGUUUACCAAAUUGUCUCCUCACCACUUUGUGUAAAUGAACAUGUAUAUUGUCAUGCUUUGUAAAAGUGUCACAAUUCAAAAUGUUCUCUCUGCUAAUGUUUGCACUUAAUUCCCCUUUGAUAUCUUCUAGAUUUCACAGUAGUACGUGGCAUAAUGUAGCACCUUUUCUUUGUCAUAUUGAACGUGUUUUUAAAUAAGUGUUGACACGGCACAUUUCACGAAGUUGUCAGACUUUUGGAACUGUCAUGGAAACAAAUGCUUUAA
Toxotes jaculatrix (banded archerfish) is the source of this 2647-nucleotide messenger RNA. Its product is annotated as SLAIN motif-containing protein 1-like. Bases 134 to 2038 code for a protein of 634 amino acids. Gene Ontology annotation, biological process: cytoplasmic microtubule organization; positive regulation of microtubule polymerization; microtubule nucleation. Gene Ontology annotation, cellular component: microtubule plus-end. Lineage: Eukaryota; Metazoa; Chordata; Actinopteri; Toxotidae. The record is from RefSeq and is a predicted model, not a curated record. The transcript is spliced from 10 exons.